UUUCUUCUUUGGUUAAUCUUUUUUUUUUUUUUCGUUUGUUUUAUGGGACAUUGUUUAGUAGUGUGCCUUCUUUUUAUUUUGUUGGGGAUUUAGGGUGAGGAUUGGGGGUUUAUGUCUUAUUUUUAUUGGUUUCUUUAUUUGGGGGGGCUUUUUAUCCGGUUUUUUUUUAUAAGCAUUAAGUUAAUUAAACUAAUAGCCUUCAAAGCUUUAAAUGGUGAGAGUCAUGCUUAGUUGAUAAUAUUUUUAAAUUUGCAAUUUAAUGUUUUAAUUAAACUAAUCAACUUUUGGUUUGGGAGUUUUUCAUGAUAAAAUUUACAAUUUUAUGCCUGGACUUUCGGCCACACAAACCUUGCGAUGGUUGUAUUCUACAAAUCAUAAGGAUAUUGGUACUAUGUAUUUGGUGUUAGGUAUUUGGGCUUCUAUAGUUGGGACUGCUUUGAGUUUGAUUGUUCGGGGGGAAAUUGGGAUGCCAGGUUCUUUGAUUGGGGAUGAUCAAGUUUAUAAUGUUGUUGUAACGGCUCAUGCUUUUGUUAUAAUUUUUUUUAUGGUUAUGCCUAUUAUGAUUGGGGGUUUUGGGAAUUGAUUAGUUCCUUUGAUGUUAGGUGCUCCUGAUAUGGCUUUUCCUCGAAUGAAUAAUAUGAGUUUUUGAUUACUUCCUCCUGCUUUUUUUCUUUUGCUUUCUUCUGCGGCAUUGGAGAGAGGGGCAGGAACGGGUUGGACAGUUUAUCCUCCUCUUUCUUCCUCUUUGGCUCAUGUUGGGGGUUCGGUUGAUCUCACUAUUUUUUCUCUUCAUUUGGCUGGUGUCUCUUCUAUUUUGGGGGCUAUUAAUUUUAUUACUACUAUUAUUAAUAUGCGAAGAAGUGGUAUGGGAUUGGAUCGUCUUCCUUUAUUUGUUUGAUCUGUGAUAGUUACUGCUGUUUUGUUGUUAUUGUCUCUUCCUGUGUUAGCAGGGGCUGUUACUAUGUUGUUGACGGAUCGGAAUUUUAAUACUUCUUUUUUUGAUCCUGCUGGGGGUGGAGAUCCUAUUUUAUAUCAGCAUUUGUUUUGGUUUUUUGGACACCCUGAGGUUUAUAUUUUGAUUUUGCCUGGGUUUGGGAUGAUUUCACAUAUUGUGAGUCAUCAUAUGGGUAAGAGGGAGCCUUUUGGUUCUUUGGGCAUGGUUUAUGCUAUGGUUGCUAUUGGUGGAUUAGGUUUUAUUGUUUGGGCUCAUCAUAUGUUUACUGUGGGUAUAGAUGUAGAUACUCGGGCUUAUUUUACUGCUGCUACAAUGAUUAUUGCUGUUCCUACGGGUAUUAAAAUUUUUAGCUGGUUAGCUACUCUUCAUGGGUCUUAUUUUGUUUUUAGUUCUGCUAUGUUAUGGGCUUUAGGUUUUAUUUUUCUUUUUACUGUUGGGGGGUUGACUGGUGUAAUUUUGGCUAAUUCUUCUUUGGAUAUUGUUUUACAUGAUACUUAUUAUGUUGUUGCUCAUUUUCAUUAUGUAUUAUCAAUGGGGGCUGUGUUUGCUAUUUUGGCUGGUAUUGUAGAGUGGUUUCCUGUAAUUUUAGGUAUUUGUAUGAAUGAGCGGGCUUUGAGGGCUCAUUUUUUUGUUAUGUUUGUUGGUGUUAAUAUGACUUUUUUUCCUCAGCAUUUUUUAGGUUUGAGAGGUAUGCCUCGUCGGUAUUCUGAUUAUCCGGAUGCUUAUUCUUGUUGAAAUUUAGUUUCUAGUUUAGGCUCUUAUGUUUCUUUUAUUGCUACUUUGGCUUUUAUGUGUAUUUUGUGGGAGGGGGUUGUUAGUUCUCGGGGGUUUUCUGGGGCUAGUUUUAUGCCUUCUUUUUCUGAGUGGUCUCAUGGGUUUCCUCCUCAAGAUCAUACUUAUAAUCAUCUUGUGGCUGUUAUUAAGUAGUUAA
Centruroides sculpturatus (bark scorpion) is the source of this 1886-nucleotide messenger RNA. RefSeq names its product cytochrome c oxidase subunit 1-like. Gene Ontology annotation, cellular component: membrane. The transcript has a single exon. Gene Ontology annotation, molecular function: heme binding; cytochrome-c oxidase activity. The record is from RefSeq and is a predicted model, not a curated record. Gene Ontology annotation, biological process: electron transport coupled proton transport; mitochondrial electron transport, cytochrome c to oxygen. Lineage: Eukaryota; Metazoa; Arthropoda; Arachnida; Scorpiones; Buthidae.